Messenger RNA from Rhopilema esculentum, 2989 nucleotides. RefSeq lists its product as uncharacterized. The record is from RefSeq and is a predicted model, not a curated record. Lineage: Eukaryota; Metazoa; Cnidaria; Scyphozoa; Rhizostomeae; Rhizostomatidae.
UAUGUACUGGUAUUGAUAUUGGCACUUCAGCUGUGUGUGUCAGGUGACAGUUAACAAAAAUUUUCUUCGAUUGUCUAUAACAAGUUUCCGAGAAGAAGACUAAACAGCAAUUACACGGCGGAUAACAUUGCAUUGGAAGACAAUUUUUUGAAUAGAGAAACUGGCAUGAAAAUGAAUGUUACACAGGUAUCCAAAGCCAACUUUGUGGUUACGAAAAGGAAAAUUUACUAUGCACUUGGAUUUGCAGUAUUUCUUGUUGUAUAUUUCACAGUUAGGGCAAAGUAUUUCGAACGAUCAGACUUUCUGAGACCAGUCACUAGGACAAUCAAGAAUGCCCCUGGGAAGCUGACGGAAAAACGACUCAAGACAAAUGAUGAUAUCUUCUCAGAUAUUUUGGAUAAUGUUCAUGAAGGGGAAAGACAUCACAACCAAAGAAUGGGUGAACAUCAAGUUUUUAUGACAGCUAAUCCUUGGGACAAAUGGAUGCUAGAGAACCCACAUUUACAGUCUGUUGGGGAAAUCUUUAACAGAUGUGACAACAGAACAAGAAAGACAAUAGGAAAGGUUGUCUUGGAGCAAGAUAAAGAAGAUGCAAAACUCGUGAAAAUCUUGAUGCUGCUCAACAUGACUUUUGAUAAACGGGUCACCUCUGGAAAGGCUCAUAUGCUUGUCAAAUACAAAGGACUGGAGAUGUAUGAUAAUGAGCAUGACCUGUGUGAAGAAGCUCUAGAUUUAGACACGCCGCUUUACUGCCCAAUAAGCAAAGGUUACAAGUUGAGGUUACGAAAUUAUAUCAAACUGCCAAGUUACAUUCCAAAGGGCCAUUAUGUAAUUAGGUCUAGGGUAACAGAUCAAGAUGAAAAAGAAUUCGGUUGCAUUGAAGCAGAAGUCAUGACGGGAAAUGAUAAGUCCUGAUCACUCAGAAUGCAUAAAUCAAAAGGCUAUGCAUAAAUUUAAUGCAUUGGAGUAAAAGACACUGCUCGAAGUAGCCUUCAUCUACACUUGAAAAUGGAAACUGGCUGUAUUUUCACAGCAUAUGUCAGCAAAACAACAAUGGUGUUAAAAGCCAAGGUCAUUUUAUUGUUUUUAACUAUGUAGCUACAAUUGUUAAUCGCCAAUUUAUGGACAAGUAAUUUUUUAACACAAUUAAGCAUCCAAUGCAAAAAACCUUUCCAAUAAACUGCUUUACAAUUUGGUAGAUUAUUAUUUUCGUUCCUUUGUUCAUCGGAGCAUUUUUUAGUUUUAAUAUUUUCUUACAAAAUAGCACUACAAUUCACGAAGAUUCUAUUCGAGUUUUGUGCGUAGUAGAUAACGUCGAAUUGCUCUCCAACUGACACUUGAAAUUAUUUCAAUGAUUUUUGGUAAUAGUACCUUUUCCUAAUAUUUCCUGCUUGUUUAUAAGAUUGAGCAUUGUCACUUACUCAGCUUUGGCUAAUUCGUUUAUGGAUGUCAAUUUUUUCGAUUUAUUUAUUUAUUAUGUUGACGCUUUUCUUACAAUUCUUAUAAAUUUUAAGCAUUUUAUGUGAUUUCCUAAUUUAUUUUUUUACAAGGUAUGGGUUUGCGUUGGGAUUUUUGAGUAUUUUUGUAUAAAAGUGAAAAGGAAGAAGCGAAACUCUCAAUUCAUAAACAGUCCCUUGUUAAAUACGGUCGAGAUUAGCUAGUUAACAGCUAUCUCUUUGUUUCUUUGUUGUCAAAAUUUCAAAUCCAACAGACUUUCGAAUGAAAAGCUGAGGACAAAGCUACACAAUGGAGAUUGUCCGCUGUUCCAUCAAAUAGUAGUUUUCCUCUUCCUUUUCCACGAUUCAGCGUUAUAGUUUGGGCUGCAAAUGGGAGGGCUAUCAGAAAUCGAUGAUCAUACUGUUAUGCAACAGGGAUAUCGUAAUCAAGGAACGUAUUUUCUUGCAUGCCUGAAAGCUCUCCGUUACUUCUCCUAGGUAUAUCGCCAUUAAGAUCUUACAGUAUGUAUGUUGACUUCAAUCAUACUGUUUGUAACUCUUCUAUCUUUUCACUUAUUUGGUUAGGACUCGUGGAUUUUAAUGAAUUCGUAAAGCAAAUAGAUAUUGACUAGAGACGAUAGGCAUGCUAUAAUAGUUUCUCUCAUAUCUUGUUCUAGACUUAAAUUUUAUCAACUUCGAAUAUUCUAAUCAUUAGCAAUAAUUUUCCUUAGUCCCUUCUUAUUAACUUUUAAAAGAUGCUGAACAAAUCUCCAUUUAAGGUAAUAUUUCAGCGUUUAACAGCUGGGGACAUUUCUAAGAACAUUCAUUUACCUGCAAAGUAUCCCUAGAACUCGAAAGCAUCUUGAGUUUGGUUGGUUUUCUAUUUUAAUCAUAUAUUGAUCCUUGUCAAAUGUCUGUGAUGUUAUUCAUUGCGAGCAAGUAAAAUUCCUUAUUGAGUGCUGCAUUGUUAAACCUGGAUAACAAAAUUUGUUGAUUGUUAUGAAAUUAAAAAUUUGUCGUGAUAACGCUUCAUUGUCUUGAAAAAACAGUUUGUUUUUAUUUUGUCGUUUUCUGCUCGUUUUGAAAUUCAAGUCAACGCUAAUCAUGACGGCAUUUCUCAAAACUUGUAAAAUGAAUCCUUUUUCUAAAAGUUAGCCAGUUUUCAAGAUAUCUACAGAAGAUCGAAAUAAAAUGGCACUAAGUAGAAGGAGUUAGUAGAAGCUGGGAGUUAUCUUUAAAAUGUCCUUUUUACUCAAGUCUGCCCUCCAUGCCCCUUGGUCGUUCCAGCGUCCAAGCCAGCACCUCUUAAUGAAUUUUCUCAAGAUUUUAGGGCGUGUGUUUCAGAAAUGAAUUGAAAUUCUGGCCGAUUUUUUACGUUUCAAACAGGCAAUCCACAUUAAUUAUUAUCUGACUUUAAAGAUCUGCAGAAAAUUAAUUAUCGAGUACGUUUUGAUUGAAAAAUUUUUGGUCUGGAAAUCAAAUCUCCAAGUAAGGUUUUUGGCUAUCUUAAUCUUUAAAUGCUGAAAAUAGUAACCUUUCCAUAAUCAAAAUAA